GCCCCUUGUAUUUUCUGUCCGUUUGUUUUGGAAUUAAUAGAAAUGGACAGGAUAUCUGCUUUCACUGACCCACUGGUAAGAUUUUCCAAGGACUCAGUUCACUUCAUCAAUCGCUGCACGAAGCCUGAUCGGAAAGAAUUUAAAAAAAACGCGAUCGCAACCGCUAUUGGUUUCUUUGCUAUGGGGGUGUUGGGAUUCAUUAUAAAACUAAUUUUUGUUCCCAUCAACAGCAUUAUUGUUGGGAAUUAACCAUAAUACGCAGGACUGAAAAAUAUAUAAGCUAUUCCUAAUUUCCUGACUUCAUGUUUUCGAUUUACCGCUCACUCAGUUAAGUACGAUCGAUCACGG
This is a messenger RNA of Dicrocoelium dendriticum, 348 nucleotides long. The record is from the annotation of a GenBank genome assembly. Lineage: Eukaryota; Metazoa; Platyhelminthes; Trematoda; Plagiorchiida; Dicrocoeliidae.